AAAUCAAAUGUGCCCGGUAUUAGAAAUCGGUUCCGAUCGAGUGCCCAACGAUGACGGUAACGAUAAUCGUCAAAUCGGUUGUCCUACGAAACAAAUCGCGCGUUCUCCAUUCGUGUGUAUAUAGUUAUAGCGAACGGAGGCCGCGCGUCAUCGAGACGGCGCGUAUAUACACGUCGAAAGGCAGAAAGAGCGAAACGAAGAAGAAAAUCGCAUGGAAAGUCUUCCGAUUUCCGUGGAAAAUCCGUGGAUCGAAAGAACGGCGGAUUCGUGUAUAAGUUCUUAUAAAUAGAACCGAGAAAGGCGAGCACCGGAAAAGUUUUCCUGUCGCGCGAUGCCGCGACGGGACGACAGCAUGUCAACCUGUAAAACGAACAAAGAAAGAUUUAACCUAGGAGAGAGGGAAAGAGCGACAGAGAGGGAGGAAGGGAAAAUAGAAAGGAGAGGAAAAGAGAAGGAAGGAGCGAUCGGAAUAAAACGAAGAAAGAGGGAGAGAAAGAAGGAGCACGGUGGACGCGCGGUAUCCAUGCUCUUAGCGCGGAUCGCUAGAAGAGGAAAGAGGCGAGGAGAGCGGCUGAGAGGGAAGCGCGCGAGCGCAAGCGCAAUGAGGCAUGGAGUUGCUCUCGUCGCACGCCACAUUGAAAGCUUGCGACAUGCCGCAAAGCCGCUCAGUCGUGCGCCAGCUCUUGUGCGGGUGAUAUCGUUUUCUCGUUUUCUGGGCAUUCUCUGUGGUGUACCGUAACCGUGAGCACGAAAAAGCCCGCGUAGGCGUGGUGAACGCGUUGGCGCAUACGAACCACGCGGUUUUAACCGAGUAACGAUCAUCUUGUGUCCUCCUAAGGCUGCCGAAAGUUAGCGCGGCGCGCUUCUUCGUCCUCGAAAAUUGGAAUAGUCGAGGGUCACGUUUUGGUACUUGGACCAGUGUCAGAUCUCGGCCCGUCCGCACGGGAAAAUCCCCGGCUUGCCGCUCGAGGUCGUUCUCUCGUGGUAAAGUUUCACAGCGAUACGAUUGGCUCUCUGUUUUUCCGUGCACGACGUGUAAUCGAAUUACAAUCCGAAAUACGGGUAAAUUAUUCAAAGAAACCGAGAAUAAAAACAAACGGACACUCGGAUAUAAAUACAACGAUAAGGCGAAAGAAGGUGAUAGUAGAAUCGCGGAAAGAUAUAUCGUAUCUGUGAUGUGCGAGUGAGCAAUGGAGUCACCAGUCAUGUACGAUUCAGCGGCCCAUCAGGCUCAGGCCCACGGUGCGGCCGAUCUCAAGAAAUCUCAAGUACUCAACAACAAUAAUAACAACCAUCAGAACAACAACAACAACAACGCAGCGAACAACAAUAACUCUGCUCUGCAGGUGAAUCAUAAUCACAGUCAGCAGCAGAGCAGCUCGGUGGUGAGCAAGGUCUCGGCGAGCAAGGCUAGCCUUCACCAACAGUACGCGGAACAUUGCGCCGCAGCCGGUGAGCUGACAGACCUGAAUACGCCAGAGAUAUCGUUAGAUCUGCAACAUCUGAUCGAUGAUAGCCACUUCAACGACGGCCUGCUAGAUAUGUUGGGUGCUAACAACGGAGCCGUGAAACAUGUCAGAACGCCGGGUUAUCCACGUACCACGCUCGCGUACAUGCCGCAACCUGUCCACAGCGGAGCGAGCUAUCACCAGGGCAGCAACAGCUGUAGCGACAGCAACAGCUCGAGUUCCGAAUCGCCCAGCAUUAAAGAGGAACCGCUCGACCCGGCGGACUAUCGUCGUCACUGCCCGCAAUAUCCACCAGGCGGAUACAGCCCAGUUACAAACGGACCGUUCGCCAACGGAGCACCAACCUUCACAACAUUAACGCCGUCCACGGUACCUGGAGGGCAUCCCGGUGCACCGGUGCACCAACCACCGCCUCGGGGAGGACCGAUGAAGCCUGUGAUGGCGCAUCAACAUCACGCAAACACUGCCGCCGCUGUUGCCAGAAAACAGACCAAGGCCAUCGACAAAGCCAGCGACGAGUACAGAAGACGACGCGAAAGGAACAACAUCGCGGUGAGGAAAAGUCGCGAGAAGGCGAAGGUACGAUCGAGGGAAACCGAGGAGAAGGUGAAGCUACUGGUGAAAGACAACGACCUGCUCAAAAAAAGGAUCGAAUUGCUGACGGAGGAACUGAACGUUCUUAGGUCUCUGUUUAGCAGCGUCGGCGUGGUACCGGAACAGCUCCAUCGUGAGAUCUCGAGGCAUCUCGAUCAAUUCCAACAGCACGCGGUGGGGCCCAUGUAGCGCACGACAACGUCGUCGUUGAGUACCACGGUGGCAUCGUGCCGCCUUUAUUACGCCCUUCUCUCGUCCACCGGUAUCGGCCUUCGUCCCUUGCCUUUCGGGUCGAUUCCAUUGCGAAAGAGAGUCAUUUCGAAGCGACUUCCGUUUUCCGGGUUGCCUGAUGGUUCAGCUCCAUCCUUUCGCACCCGCGUCAUCCGGAUCUAAGUAAAAAAGAAUGUCCUGGAUCGACAUUCGUCGCGGACGUUACUGCGUCUUUUCUCGUUUCGUUCCACGGUAUGGAGAACGCGAGAUGUACACGUGCGUUUGUUCGACAGAAACGACACACGCAACUCGCGGACAGAAGAAAAGACGCAAUGGGAAUGGAAAAUAGAGAGUAAGACGAAGAGAGAGAGAGAGAGAGAGAGAGAGAGAGAAUAUCUCGUGGAGCGACGGGAAUGAAGAAACGAAAGAGGAUAGGAGAAGAAGGGAGAGGCGUGACUCGUUUGAAGAAGAGACGCUCGUCGGUUUCUCCCCGGGGAGAGCUUUUCGGCAGCUGAAGCUUACCUCGAUAACCUCACGUGUGGAAGAAAAGUGCCUCUGCUCAUGACGAACUUUUGUUUACACCAAGUGCAUCGGACACUUUCCCCCCGUUCGUCUGUACACGACACGCAAUGAAACGAAGAAAAAGAUUUAGAAAAACGAAAAAAAAAAGAGAGCGAACAGAAGACACGAGGAAUGAUUUUCGAGGCUUCUCACGUGGCCACCAUGUUGCGAUCCUCUUCUUCGGACCUUCGGUGUUACACGAGAGAUAGAUGAAAAUUAAUCGAGAUGGACGAUCGAUUCAUUCGAUCUUCUUUGUUUCUUUCUUUUUUCCUUCUUUCGUAUCUAUCUUCUAUCUUUUUUUCUUUUUCUUUUUUUCUCAAUGUACGUAAGACUGGGUGGUGGUUACCGCGUGUCUCGCGAGUUCGCCACCUCAUUCGAUCGCGUAAUUCGCAACACGAAGACACGUUGCGACUCUGAACAAAUCAUGCAUCGAUGUGUACAAGCGCAUCAAUCACACUCUCACAUACAUAACGCUCACACGUAACUCAAAUACUUACAUACGUAGAGGCGCGUGCUCGCAUAUACAUGCACCAACACGUGCAUACGCGUAUCGAUGCGCGCAUAUGUAAAUUCAUUUGCAUAAAUCUUUGAUUCUCUUUACAUUAUACAUUUUUGAUGCACCUUCCACUGAUCAUACAUACGAGUACAAAGCAAAACACGCAUAUUUACACAUACGUGCACAUACACAAAUUUAUACAUACAAAUCUACAUACAAAGUGACGAUGCGAUGGCGCGAUACGUACGUGCACCGCUUUACGUUCAGACUCUUAGAUAUCGAUCGAUCAAAUUAGAUUAUCGUUCUUAUUACCAAGUACCUAAAAAGAUAUGCCGAGAUACCAUAAUUUGCGAUCAGCAUCGAUGCGAUAACAAUGUCCAUGUUACCUUCUCGAUUCAUGUGUUGUAUUUUCUUCGACAGGAUGAAACGGCGCAACCAUACCCUAAAAACACACAUACACACACACACACACACACAUAUACACGGGAAAAAAGAAAAGCACUCAUAUCACAUGCCCUUGUAUUAUAGCUCUAUUUUAAUUUUAUUAUAUUCGAGAUGUAUGUACAUAAAAAAAGCUAAUAUAUUUUGUUAGAGAAACGAAGCGAAGCGGACUCGUGUUUUUUGUGAGAGAACGAGAGAGCGUGAAAGGACGAAAGGGAAGAGAAAAUAAAAAAUUAUAAAAAAUGUCGAAUGUGUGCGAGCAUGUGUCUAAGAAAGCCAAUCGUUAUAAUUAUACGUGUUAAUGUGAACGACGAGUUAGGCGAUUGCGGCGAGAGGGGAAGAGAGGAGAGAUAGAUAAUUCACCGACGUUACCUGGGAUUUGGUCUAACCAAAUCCCCUUUAUCUUGAGUUACCGUAAAAAUCGCGUGAAGCGGGCUUCAUUCUUUUUUCUUUUUGUCUUCCUCGUUCGUAGAUUCGAUCGCGUGCGAGAGAACGAUAUUUGUUAUUACCUUAUAUACGUACUUGUGCGGCAAGUUUAAUACUUUUUCUCUUCUUUAUUUUAUUUUAUUUUAUUUUAUUUUAUUUUAUUUUAUUUUAUUUUAAUGUCUCUUUUUCUAAGACGUUUAUCGGGUCUCUCAAUGAUGCACGACUCAAACAAAAGUGUGUACGCGUUCAUCACUUGCGUGUGUAUGCCCGCGUACAUCACGCAUGUCCGCACACGAGCGUGUACGUGCAUGUGCACGCGUUCCUUGGCGUAUGACUGAUGUAUGUUAGGUACGAGAUUACCUGUCACGGUUGUCUUCUUGUCUAUGCACAAAUAUAUUUUGAUAUAAAAAUCA
Messenger RNA from Bombus huntii, 4610 nucleotides. RefSeq names its product CCAAT/enhancer-binding protein-like. Gene Ontology annotation, molecular function: DNA-binding transcription factor activity, RNA polymerase II-specific; RNA polymerase II cis-regulatory region sequence-specific DNA binding. Lineage: Eukaryota; Metazoa; Arthropoda; Insecta; Hymenoptera; Apidae. Bases 1191 to 2252 code for a protein of 353 amino acids. Gene Ontology annotation, biological process: regulation of transcription by RNA polymerase II; DNA-templated transcription. The transcript has a single exon. The record is from RefSeq and is a predicted model, not a curated record.